This is a messenger RNA of Cucurbita pepo subsp. pepo (vegetable marrow), 793 nucleotides long. RefSeq names its product mediator of RNA polymerase II transcription subunit-like protein. NCBI's taxonomy places the organism in Eukaryota, Viridiplantae, Streptophyta, Magnoliopsida, Cucurbitales, Cucurbitaceae. Gene Ontology annotation, cellular component: mediator complex. The record is from RefSeq and is a predicted model, not a curated record. Gene Ontology annotation, biological process: regulation of DNA-templated transcription.
AAAAGAGGACCCGCCUGAUCGCAUCGGCGACUCAGAAUCUACGGUUAGUGAAGAAUUCUCAGUUACCGCCCAAAGGAACUCCGGAGCUGGACGGCAAAUUCACCCCUUCUGCGACCGACCGAGCUCGUCGUCCUUCAAAUCCUUCUUCUUGUCGAUUUCUUUGUCGAUGAAUUGAAAUGGAGAUUUGAUUGUGGUCACAAGAUAUGGCUGAACGACAACCACUUGACCAGCAGAAUCAAAUCGAUCCACAGUUGCAAUCCUCGCAGUCUCCAAGAGAAGAUAUGGUUUCAUAUGUGAUGGCCUUGGAAGCUGCUCUGCUUCCCUGCUUGCCUGCGAGAGAACUACAAGCAAUCGACCGUUCUCCUCACCCUUCUCAUCAAAUUGACGUGGAGAGACAUGCUAGGGAUUUUAUGGAGGCAGCUAAAAAGCUUCAAUUGUACUUCAUUGGUUUACAACGGGAGGAUCAGCCAACCAAAGUGGAAACACUAAGAAAGGAGAUUUCUGCCAUUGAGGAGGAAUUAAAGUUAAAGGAUGACAUAAUCAAGAAGCAGGAGAGGCUCAUUGAAGGGUGGAAGAAGGAUUUGAAAGACCAGUUAGACAAACAUAACAAUGAGUUAGAGAAGGUUUAGUAGAAUAGGCUUUCGAUCCCAAUGCUCUAUUGCUUAGUUUUUUUUGUAGAUCAUGUCAAUUUCAUACAUUCACAACUAAUCAAUGGUGGGGUAUUGUUUGCCAUAGACGUUUUUAUGUAGACACUUAAAUGCAUUCACCAAAUAACAUAGACCUACUCCUCCUA